AUGUUUCUGUGCGGAGUGGCCCCGCCUAAAGACCAGGAUGAUGAUUGUUGGGACCCUGAUGAAUUGGCAUUCCCCUAUCAUCAGCUAUUCGAGAAUACCAUCCGGCAAAGCAUCGCUCGUCGUGUCCCGGCAUUUGAAAGCAUAGAAAUUAUUUCUUCGUGGGCUGGUCUUGAUGACUUCAACACUAGUAGUACCAUGGGUCAGAAUAGUGCAAUCAUUGACUUUCACCCCGAGAUGCCAAAUGUGUUCAUGGUUCAUGGAUUCUCAGGGCAUGGUUUGCAACACAGCCCAGCGGCUGGUCGGGCAGCAGCAGGGACGUUGGAAUACGGCGCUUUCGCUUCCUUAUUGACCUUGAGUUGUUUUCGUUUGACGGCGAAGUGUGAUUGGAAGGAGGAAUGGGAUAAAGUGAACCGUAGUCACUAA
Messenger RNA from Cylindrotheca closterium, 423 nucleotides. Lineage: Eukaryota; Bacillariophyta; Bacillariophyceae; Bacillariales; Bacillariaceae. The record is from the annotation of a GenBank genome assembly.